AUGAUUUCAUCUUAAAAUUUCGAAAGUGACCCAUAUACAUUAAUCACUACUAAAAGAUAAAUAUUUAGUUCUGAAAAUGAAUCUAAUUUACAUAGGAUAAAUAAAUAGCAUUCCUUAGCAGAUUAAGGUGACAACUUAAGUUAAGAAAAGUAAUUAUUUUCAAUAUAUAAAAAAAGCAAAAAUAUAAACUUUAUUGAGUUAAUUUAAUCUAGAAGUUCUAUGAUUCCAACCGUUAAAGUUUUAACACCUAGAAAUGACUAGAUUUUGUAAAAUGAAGAUGGAUUUUAUAUGUAAUCUAGCAUGCAUUUCAAUAAUGAAGGGUAAUAUAUUUUUUUUAAUUGAGAGUUUGAAUAAAAUUUGGUUGAAGGGAGGAUUAAAAAUUAUAAAAUAUGUUGCUAGAUUCAUAUAUUAACUCAAAACAAAAGCAGACAAAUUAAAAAUUAAGUUGAUGAAUAAUGAGAUUUUUCUGAAAUUAGGUGAUAAAAGUAGUGAUUUUUAAAAUUUUAAGAAAGGUAAUCAAAAAUAAAAAUUAAAUGGUUUAAUAUGUCAAUUAUUUAAUAAGAUAAUUUUUUAAACUCUUACAUUAUGGAAUUUUUUUAGUUAAAGUUUAAAUAAAAUAGCAAUAAUAUAUCCUGAAAGUACAUUUAAAAUUAUUUGGGAUACAGUAGUAGUUUGCUUCAUAGUUAUUAAUAUAUUUUAUAUUCCAAUGAGUCUAAGUUUUGAAUUAGAUAAAUCAAGUUAAAUCUCUACUCUAUUAUUUGAAACUAUUCCUAGUUAUAUUUUUAUUGUAGAAAUUCUACUUAAUUUUAAUACUGCCUAUUAUAGUCAAGGAGUUAUCCAUACUAAUAGAAGUGAUAUAUUUUUCCAUUACAUAUCAAACAAUUUCAUUUGGGAUCUACUAAUAGCAAUACCAUUUAUUUUAGCCUAAUUUGAUAUACCUUAUAUUCAAUUUAUUUUGUUAUUGCGUAUAGCCAGAGUGAGAUCAAUGAUAUAGAAUGUAGAAGAUUUGUUAAAUGCAAAAGAAGAAGUUUAGGCUGUGAUUGAAUUAGGAAAACUAGUUUAUUUUUUAGUUUUAGUUGCUCAUAUGUGUAGUUGUGGUUGGCAUCUUUUGGGUAGAAUUGAAUAUGAAGUAUAUCAAGAUGAAAACAGUUGGCUAAUCUAUUAUGGCCAUUAUCAUUAAUAAUGGUAUGAUAGAUACAUAGUAUCCUUGUAUUGGAGUGUUAUAACAACUUUGACAGUGGGUUAUGGAGAUAUUGUACCUUAAACUUCUAUAGAAAGACUUUAUGUAGUUGUAGUUGCUAUGGUUUUGUGUGGAGUGUUUGGUUAUAUUAUUUCUAUGAUUGGGGAAAUAUUAAAAACAUUAUAAGAGAAGAAAGCUUUAUUAAAAAAAUCAAUGAAAAAAGUCAAUUAAUAUAUUAAAUAGAAACAAUUAAAUUUAUAAUUAUCCCUCAAAGUUAGAAAAUAUUUUGAAUUUAAACAUCAAAUAGAUGAAUAAUUAUAAGAUUAGGAUGAUUCUGUUUUAAAUAAAUUAAAUGGUUCAUUAAAAUAAGAAGUAUUAAUUGAUAUUUAUAAACCAAUUUUAAUGAAAUCAAAAUUCUUGAAAGAGAAUAUUCCAGAAAAUCUAAUAAAUAAUUUAUGUUAAAAAAUAAAAUAAGCUACUUUUGCUCCAGGUUAUGAAAUUGCUAAUGUAUAUGAUCCAGCUACAAAAUUAAUAUUUAUUUUAGAUGGUUAAGUUAAUAGUUAUUUUAUUUCAAAAGGAUUUGAUGCUCUUUAAAAGAAUGAAAAAGAGAUCAAUUCUGCAAUGAUGUAAAGAAAUUAUUAAAGAGGAGAUAUAAUAGGAGAAUUAGAAUUUAUUAUUAAUUCAUCAUAUUAAUUUUAUUUUAAAGCUUAGACCUUUAUAUCUAUAGUUUAUAUUGAAAGAAAUGAUUUUUUAUAAGUAAUUUAAGAAGAUGAAGAAUGUAGAUAAAAAUUUCAUUAAUUGAGAGAAAAAUUAACAUAUUAAAAAACUUAUGGUAGAACUUGUGAUGUUUGCAAAUGGACUCAUAGAUAUAAAGAUUGUCCUUUUGUAUUCUAUUAAACUAAUAUUUAUAAAAUAGCAAGAAAUGCAAAUACAAGUUAAAAUUAAUCAAGGCUUUAAUUUGAUAGAUAAAGAGAAAAUAAAAGAAAAUCAAAUUUAUCUGAUCAUCAGAAUAUGUUAAAUUAAGGUAUUGAUUUUAUUAUUAAUUUUGGAUAUUUAAAUGAAGAGUAAAUAUAUUAAAAAAUAUUUUAGUUAAUUAAAUGAAUCAUAUCUCAUUAAGCUUGGCUUUGAUAUUUAAGGAUAAUUUCAUGAAAAAUCUAAUUUAUCAUAAGAUAGUUAAUCUUAAGAUUCCCAUUAACAAGAUAAUCAUUCCAUUGCCCAGAAGAAAGGAUCUUCUCAAAUUGAAAAAAUGAGAACAAGUUUUAUGAAUUAGAAAUUUAAAACUGGAUUAGGCUAAAAUGCUAAUUUUAUAAGAAAUUAAAAUUCAGAUGAUGAUUCAAAUCCAACAAUAUAGAAUCCUUAUGCUUAAUACUAAAGAAAUACUGAAAAUGAAGUUGAAUAAAGAGAACAUUCUUAUUCUAAUGCAACAUUUAAUUAAUAUAAUCUCACUAAUAAUACAAUUAAACAAGGUUCAAGUCCUUUUACUUAAAAUAAUUUAAGAACUUCAGUUGUACAUCAAUUAGUAAGAACAGAAACCAUUAUGCCUUAAAAGGGUAUUAUAAAUUAAUAAUAACAUACUCAUCCUUCUGUGAAAAUAGCCAAUGGUAAUUAUUAUGUAGAGAAUGAUAAUGAUAAGAACCAAUAAUUAGGUUAAUAAUAAACAAAUGGAACGAUAUUAUUUAUCCCAGAAAUAGAUAUAGAUAGAAUGAAAAAUUAUGAUUUUUACUUUCCCCAAUUUAAUGUGAUUAAUGUUUUAGAGAAUUUGAAGAAAUAUUGUCACAAUUAAUUUAAUGAAAACAAAAAGAGAAAUAUUAAAGAAAAACUUAGGUCUAUUAGAUUGAACAAAUCUAUCAAUAAGUGCUUUAAUUCAUCAUUCAAAAAUAUAGAUGAAAGUAUCUGA
Messenger RNA from Paramecium pentaurelia, 3077 nucleotides. Lineage: Eukaryota; Ciliophora; Oligohymenophorea; Peniculida; Parameciidae. The record is from the annotation of a GenBank genome assembly.